CCAACGUUUUACUAGUGUAGUUUGGUACCACAUGUCCGCAAAUGAAGAGAGUGCGUUCCGUCGGCACUCCCUCGACAAACUUGCUGAUGCGAUUUCGGGACUUGACCAAGUAGUCGCCGCGUGCCAGGGAUACGGGCUCAACAAUUACCAGAACCCGGAAGCAGCCAAGCUCGAGCUGAACCAGCGAUACAAUGAGUCCCUCCUCUGCAUAGCAAUCCUUCGCGCGGCGCUCGCUGACAUUCCCAACCUAGGAACCUUCGCAAAAUGUUUAACGCCGCUUUUAUCUCAGCUGGACUGGCUGCGGCGGACCUCACCGGUUCUGGCCAAGGCCGCCGAGCGUGCUGUGCAGGGUUUUUGCACCGCGGACUGCCAGGCGACUGGCGGUCAGACCGGCGCGACCCCUAGCGGUCAGGAGGCAGCAGGCGUAUCUGGCAGCGCUGUGGCGGGAGGCGACGAAUCCGCGAGCUUGGGCGCGCAGGCCCACGUCCUGGUGGCGGCGGUGGCCCCGGCAUGGCUGCUUCUGUUCGACGCGCUGCACACGGCGGUGGCACGUGUGGCAGCGUCGGAUUCGCCCGCUUUGCAGGCGCCCUCGGAGCCGUUGCAGGCCGCCAUGGUUGCGUUGCAAUCGGAGGAGGAUUACUGCACAGACACGCUGACAGCUAUCUCGAAGCUGGCACGUCGGCUCGCAGCCGCCGACAAAGCGGCGGCGGGGACGGCAGGCGGCAGCAGCUCCGGUGGCGGUGUGGCAGCCGUGAAGGCCAGGACAGCCGCGGCCGGCGGCAGCAGUGACACAGUGCAAGCGGCAGGCAGCAGUGCCUGCGCUGCCAGUGCUCCCACUCCUGGCUUCCUCACCCUCACCUGCUCCGCCUCGGGCCGGGACAUCCGAGCCUGCCGCUGCGAGCACCACCACCCUGGCAAACUGCGCAAAGUCAUUGGGGCCGCCGGCGCGGCCUUUGUUUCGGCCAAAAUGGCUGGGCUGGUGAAUGCACCCGUUUUCAACGACGUAGUGGCAGAGGCGGGCCGACUGCUGCGCUACUCACCAGAGGGUGAGGCCAGCGACCGGCCUCGCGGGGCCCUGGCGGGAGAGGGACGCUCGCCUCAGGAGAUUCAUCAUCAGGAGCAGCAGGCCAUCGAGCUGGACCAGCGAGUGGAGUACCUGCUGUUGCAGCUGCAGAUGACGACUAGCAUGACCAGGAUGGCUGAUCAGCUGCUGCUGGGAAGGCCACUGGAGGCGGCAGGAUUGGCUGCGGUGCAGCGCAUGAUGGCGUCGCGGGAGGUUCGGCGGCUGCAGGUGCUGGUGCUGGAGCGGUUGGUGAUGCACAGCGGCGGCGACGGCGGCGGUGGCGGCAGUAGCAGCAGCACAAGCAGUGGCAGUAGCAGCGGCAGCACGAGCAGCAGCACAGCCAGCAGCAGCCUGCAACAGUGGUGGUUGACGCGGUUUGAGGUGGAGAGCGGCCGCGUUGUGAACAGCAGCUUCGACGAGAAGGCGGGGGUGGCGAUGGAGCCGGCGGCGUGGGCGGAGCCGGCAAGGCAGGGCUCGCUUGAGAGCGCGCACAUGAAUUGGGUGGACAAGAGUCUAGUGCUGUGGGCGCGAAUGGCGGAAGAGCCUGGCGCACAGCCGCCGCCGCUGGCGCUGGUGCUGCGUCUGGCGAACAGGACCGCUGCGGCUCUGCUGCGCCUGAGCAGCAGUGGUGACGCCGGUGGCAGCCGCUGUGCCGAGGAGAACCGCGGAGGGCCAGGAUCGGGACCGGAACCGGGGCCGGGACUGGGGCUGGGACUGGGGCUGGGCGGUGCGACGUAUGGGCCCCAGCCACGCUUCCACUCCGCACAGCUGGUCCACGAGGCGUUUGCCUUUUCAAAGCGCCUGAGGGCGAUGCUGCAGCCCCUGGGCGGUGAUGGCAGUAGCAGCAGCAGCGGCUCGCGGGCCCAGCUCGAGGCGCUACUGCCGGAUGCUUUGGAGGCGGGGGCGCGCUUUCUUGCGCUGCAGGGGUUGGCGCUGCAGAGGCUGCAGCCGGCAUGUCUGGAAGCGCUGGUGAAGGCGGCGGUGGCUCCGGGCGCCGACGCUGCUGCCGGAAUGGCUGCGGACAUGGCGUCUGUGACGGCGGGUGGCGCCCUGAGCCCCGACCUGGCGGUGACGGUUCUGUGGGAAGGUGUGCGCGACAUGCUGCAGGACAUGCAGUGGGUCUGGCACUUGAAAACACCUCAAGGUCUCCUGCAUGGCGCCAGCCCGCAGUGCCGGGCCGCGGCGGCGGCUGUGGCUCGAAGGACGCGGCUUGUGGGCACACUGGAGUGCCUGACGCGCGCAGCCACAAGCGUCCAGCUGGCGCUGAUAGAUGCGGGCUGUACGGGCGGCGGGGCGGGUGGCAGCAGCAACGCCAGCGCUGGCAAUGCCGGCGGUAGCAGCACCAAUGCCGGAAGCGGCAACAUUAUUGCCGGCGGCGGCGGUGCUGGGGCGAGCGGCCAACCUAGCCAGCCCACUGCCGCUGCUGCUGCUGGUGGUGGUGGCGGCGGGAUCUGGAAGACCGUGAAGGACGCGAUGGGCUGGCUGGAAUGCCUGACCAACGCCGUGCGGCGGGUGUUGGCCGCUGAUGACCCUGCAUCGCCAGGUGGCGAUGGCGGUGGCGGCUCCAACACAAGUGGGGAGUGGGGCGGGCUGCUUACUGGCGUGAAGCGGGCCCGCGCGCUGCUGCGGCGGUUGGUGGCGGAGGUGUGGCCUGAGCCUCCGCCGCCGCCACCGCUGCCACCGCCGCUUGCUGCCGUGAGGGAUGGCAGACAGCAGCAGACGGCUGACGACGCGGGCGGGCACGGCGGCAGCGUGUGUCAUCAUGGCGGGGUACGCAGAAGGCGGCGCUUGGACUUGGACCUGGUAGAGGUCGUGGUGUUUCAGCUGCAGGCCUUGUUGGCGCAGUGCUGGCGCAAUGACGCUGGGCAUGACGACUUGCGAGGCGCGGGCGGUUGUGGUGGUCUGCUGGGCACCACGGCGGCAGCACGCCGGUCAGCUGGCACGGCAGUGGAGGCCAGCGCGUUCCUGCUGCGGGCGGCGAGCGAGCUCGGGCAGGUGGCAGGCUGCCUGCCGCCAUUCUUAUACAUCUCCCUGAACGAGAUGCACGUGCAGCUCACAGCCGCGUGUGUGGAUCUGUGGGCGGCGGCGGCGGCCGAGGCGGCCGAGGCGGCCGAGGCGGCCGAGCCGCCGGCCGCGGGGACCGAGGCGUCGGGGUUGGCCUCUGGGCCAUGGGCGGGCGAAGCGAUGCCCCUGCUGACCGCGCCGCAGCUGCUGGCGUGCCAGCCGCACCGACUGCUGGCGGCGGCGUGCGUCAUGCUGUCAGAGAUGCCCGCGAUGGUCGAAUGUGACCCGCACGAUAGAGACCUCCCGGAUGCGCGCUUCGCCCUCGGCCGCGCUCUGCUCCGGGCGCUGGCAGCGGCGGGCAGCCACCCGCAGCUGUCGCCGCACCUGCUCUCAUGGCUGGCGCCGCCGCUGCAGCAGCAGCAGGCCGCUGCUGGCAGCGCGGCGCCAGCAGCAGCAGCCGCCACGCCUGCGGCGGCGGUGGGCGCCGAAGCCAGCAGCACGGCAGCUGCUGGCCUGCUGCAGCCGCUGCAGCCGCUACAGCCGCUGCAGCCGCUACAGCCGCUACAGCCGCUGCAGCCACUUCGCGGCUGCCUGCGGGCUUUGGCGGCAGCCGCCCUGCCGUCCUUGCUCAACACGUCCCCAGGCACGCGGCGUUCGCAGCCGCCCGCGAACAAGGCCCAUGCCGCGACCAUCGCGGCGUUGCUGGAGCUGGCGGCGUGCUGGGCCUACGCACCCGGCGGCGGCGACAGUGAUGGCGGCCGCGGUGGUGGUGGCAGGGGAGGUGGUGGCAGGGGAGGUGGUGGCAGCGGACGUCAUAACGGCAGAGGCAGCGCCACGCCACGGGCUGCGGCGGCGCUCUCGCCGGCGGCCCAACGGGUUCCGGCCAGCGAGUGGCAAAGCCACUUCUACGGCUUUUCGUGGCAAGUUCGGCGGCAGGUGCAUGUGGAUCGCCGGUCCAGCUGCUUCCGCAAUGAACAGGAGUGGGAGCCGGUGGAGGAGGUGGCGACGGGGCUGUUGGCGCUCAAGCUCCCGAUUAGCGGCACGCCGAUCGCAGGCGUGUUUCGGGAGUAUGUGGGCGGCAGCGGCGGAGGUGAUCCUGCACUUGCGAAGAAAGCGGCUGUGGCGGCGAAGGUGCAGCAGCGCCGGGCGCAGCAGCAGAGCCUGCAGCAGCAGCUGAGGGAGCAGCAGCAGCAGCAGCAGCAGCAGCAAGCACAGCAAGCACGGCAGCAGCAGCCGCAACAGCCGCAGCACCCACAGGACCAGGAGGGGCAGGAGCGGGACCUGCAGCUGCAGCAGCAGCCGGAGCGGGGUGGCGGCGGGGUGGUGGCGGCGGUUGCUGCUACGGCUGUUGCGCCUGCUGCGGCGACUGCUAGGACCAUCAAGCUAGCUGCUGAGUGGCAGGCACAGUUGCCGCCGCCCCUGCCGGUGGACCCGGUGGCGGCGGCUUUCUUUUGGCUGCGCGUGUGCGGCAACCCGGGCUGUGAGCAGUUCGGGGGCGCGGCGGAGGCGCAGCUGGACUUGCGGCUGUGCGGCCGGUGCCGCUGCGUGCGGUACUGCUGCGUGGCCUGCCAGGCGGCGCACUGGGGCGCGGGGCAUCGGCAAGUGUGUGCGCGCGUGGCGGAGGUGUGCGCGGCGCGGGCUGCUGUGGCUGAGUAAGGAGCACAAGAACGAGCCUGGAAUGACUGCGGGCAGAGCGAUGUGGAGCUCUCUGGGGCUGUAGAACGUUGCAUCGGAACAACUGGAUGCCGUGAAAAGUAUAUGCGAUUGCAUACAAAGCUGAGAUAUCUACUCACUGCGGAACACAAUUGCUGAGCUCGUAUUACUAGUGCCAAGUCCGUUGCUUGUUGUGCACGUACACAGCUGUGAUGUGGCGAUACCGUAUUAUUACAUCUGCUGUCAGGUCGGUAUGCCGGCAGUGCAUAUUGCCGGCACAGCGCGCGUGUCUUGACUCGGAUUUGUGUGCGUUCGUGAUUUGACGCUAGCAGCUAGGGCUACACGUGUUGCUGAGUGGGAGUGGUGGCGCAUCCUUGCCGCAUUCGGCCAAUCGUGUGCCACUCAAAUUGUUCAACUAACCCUGCAGGUAAAGGAUCCCCGCCGCCCUGGCCAUGAUGUAGAUGGCUACUACAUAUUGGUACCGUGUAUACGUUAUUGUGUUCGUGGAGUCGUGGACCUGCUGGCAUGUAGGCCUUGCGUAGAUCGGUGUUGAGAUAUCGGUCAGAACUAAGGGAGGAAUAGGCCUUGCGUCUGUGUUCUUGAUGUCCUGCUUGUGGAGUGGCGUCACCACACACCUGACCGCUGGCCGGCUGCUGUGUCUUGCUUCAUUCGUGUGGGUUGCUGCUUCCAGGGCUUAGCGCUUGCUUAUUUGCUGGGCUUUGAAGCUGCCGGGAAGCUGCCGGGAAGCUGCCGGGAAGCUGACGGGAAGCUGCCGGGACGCCGGCGUUGCAGCAGCAGUACCAGGCGGGCAUGUUGGGUUACUCAAGUUGGUCCCGGCGGGCAGCACUCGAUGGGCGCUGCGUGCUUUGCGUGCUUUGCGUGCAUGCUCCGAACUCAUUCAUAUUGUAACCUUUCAUUUAC
Messenger RNA from Chlamydomonas reinhardtii, 5641 nucleotides. RefSeq lists its product as uncharacterized. The coding region runs from base 32 to 4723 and encodes 1563 amino acids. NCBI's taxonomy places the organism in Eukaryota, Viridiplantae, Chlorophyta, Chlorophyceae, Chlamydomonadales, Chlamydomonadaceae. Gene Ontology annotation, cellular component: SAGA complex. The transcript is spliced from 6 exons. The record is from RefSeq and is a predicted model, not a curated record. Gene Ontology annotation, molecular function: transcription coregulator activity. Gene Ontology annotation, biological process: regulation of transcription by RNA polymerase II.